AUGAAGGUGCUCCUAGUAGAGGGAAUUGUAGGCAUGAUGACGAUGGAGAAAUUCCUGCAGGCCAUGCGAGACAGUUGGCACUUGGCCAUCCGGGAGGCAUCAAAACUUGAUGUUGCGGGAGUGGCGAGUUUUGGUUGCCGGCUCUUCUGCUGCCCACCUUGCCCCGCGAGCAUCACAGCUAAGUUGGCCUUCGCCCCACCGAGGUCUUCUUACACCUUUAACGAAGACUCCUGGGACCCGGAUACGAACACGUACGAUGUGGUGCUCAUGAACGUGGAAAAUCGUGCCGCAGCCGACAUCGAUCGCUCUUUCCUGUGGAGAUUCCGUGGGUUUUACAUCACAUCACCAGGACGUGGCGCAUUGUCACGGAUUGCAGGGAUAAUGCUGCAGGCGCCGAUGAAGGCCCCAUUCGUGAUCCUCAUUAGUCACAUGAAUGCCUCAGAUUCUGGGGAUUUACUUAAGUUUAUGUUGGAACUCUCGGAAGUUACAGGAUGCCACGUGGCCACCUACGACUAUAAUGGAUACGGCAUGAGCAAUGGAUGGCCCAGCGAGAAGGGGAUCUACAGGAACUCCCUCGACAUACUAAACUUCGUCAAAAAAAGGCUCGGGGUGGAGUCGGGGAAAGUGGUGCUGAUGGGACAGAGCAUCGGGACAGCGCCAGCGACUAGGAUCGCGGGGGUCGAGGACAGGGACGUUGGGGGUCUUAUCCUGGAUGGGGGAUUCACGUUGAAGACGGUUAAGAAAGUACUGUGUCCAGUAUUGGUGUUGCACGGGGACCAGGACCAUGCCGUUCCAUUUCAUCAUGCCCAACGCCUUGUUCAAGCCGCACCCAACCCUGUAGAACCACUCUUCAUCAAGGGUGGGGGUCAUUGCAACCUGCAUCAGCAUCGCAUAUAUUUCCAACGACUGCAAGACUUCAUUUGGGAAGACCUGAAGGCGGGAUCAUGGUGUAAGUCGGGGAAGCCCAAUCGUUUGGUCAAAACAGAUGAAUGGAGCAAAAGUCACUCAUCUGGCGAGAGAGGAUUCGCUACCGGGAAAAUCAGCCCGUCUGGUGCUGCAGUCUAACUCCGAUCAUCGACUUAGAAGGCAACAUGCUUCCAGUGCAUAUCCAAAGAGAAAAAAAAAUGUAGCGGUAAAAUUUCUUAAUUUUAGUGACAAAAUCCAAAAAAACCGUC
Molecule: messenger RNA, 1175 nt
Organism: Darwinula stevensoni
Lineage: Eukaryota; Metazoa; Arthropoda; Ostracoda; Podocopida; Darwinulidae
Source: the annotation of a GenBank genome assembly